Molecule: messenger RNA, 1003 nt
Organism: Fulmarus glacialis (Northern fulmar)
Lineage: Eukaryota; Metazoa; Chordata; Aves; Procellariiformes; Procellariidae
Product: actin filament-associated protein 1-like 1
Cellular component (GO): cytosol
Molecular function (GO): SH3 domain binding
Source: RefSeq, a predicted model, not a curated record
GCUACCUCAGCGUCCUGGUUAACCAGUGCUGGAAGGAGCGCUGGUGUCGCCUGAAGGGCAACACCCUCUACUUCCACAAGGACCGCACCGACCUGCGGACCCACGUGAAUGCCAUCGUCCUCCGGGGCUGCGAGGGGGUCCCAGGGCUGGGCCCCAAACAACCCUUCGACAUCCUUCGCAACGGGCAGGAGGUGGCGGCGCUGGAGGCAAGCUGCUCCGAAGACCUGGGCCGCUGGCUGGGUCUCCUCUUGGUGGAGACAGGCUCGGCCUUGCACUACGACUAUGUGGACGUGGAGACGAUUGCCAACAUAGUGACGGCUGUGAGGCACUCCUACCUGUGGGCCAGCUCCUCCCAGGACCACCGGCCAGACUCCUCCCGCGUGGUGUAUGAUGACGUCCCCUACGAGAAGGUUCAGGCUGAGGAGGAGCCGGGGCGGCCGGCAGGAGCCCAGGUGAAGCGCCAUGCCUCCUCCUGCAGCGAAAAGUCACGGCGGGUGGACCCACAAGUCAAAGUGAAGAGGCACGCGUCGAAUGCCAACCAGUACAGGUACGGGAAGAAUCGGGCUGAGGAGGAUGCCAGGCGAUUUCUGACGGAGAAGGAGAAGCUGGAGAAGGAGAAAGCAUCAAUCCGCAGCGAGCUGGUGUUGCUGCGGAAAGAGAAGCGUGAGCUGAGCACGCUUGUGCAAGCAGGGUCGAAGCUGCAGGACCUGGAGCAGCGGGUGGCGGUGCUGGAGGAGCAGUGCCGGCAGAAGGAGGAGCGCCGCGUUGACCUGGAGCUCAAGCUGACCGAAGUGAAGGAGCGGCUGAAGCAGUCACUGGCGGGAGGGCCAGCCCUGGGGCUGGCUGUGACCAGCAAGACUGAGAAUGGGGAAGCUACAAACAAGCCAAAUGGGAGUCCCCCUGAGCACUUGGUCCCCGUUAACUGUGCAGCCGAACUGAGGAAGAGAAGCCCCUCCAUCCUCCCUGCCAACAAGGGAAACGUGCUGCGGAAGGCCAAGGUCCU